AUUAUCUAUUCUGUGGUUUAAUCGUGCAAGUGUGCAACUCAUUUCGGUUUUCGGUACGUUUUUUCAUGCGGGCGGCCGUACUAGUUUGGUUUCCUUAUUCUAAUCUUCAUGGUUAUAACUUUCAAGGGUUUCAACUACAAUUCAUAGCCAUCAACUAAUCAAGAGUAUAGUGCGUCACAGAGUUACAGGUCUCAUUGAUCUUUUGAUAGUUUUCUGCUACCGAGAUUAUGUAACAUUCUAGGUACAUGUCGUUUUCAUUGUAAUGGUUGAACUAAAUUAUUUGUGUUCUACGUCUUGAAUCGAACUACACUAGUGUUGAAUUAUUGUAACAAUGUCGAUCUUCGAGAACAGUGCAACUUUGAAGGACAAAGUCGACGAUACACAUCCUUUGAAAUGCACGAUUCUCAAUUCACGGAACACCAGUGGAUAUACGGAAUAUGUCAUUGAAGUAACACGCACUGGUGUUCAGGAUUACACUUGGAAAAUAUUCAAGCGGUACAGUGAUUUUGUUAAACUUCAAAACAUGUUAUACAAGUUGUCACCAAAAAUAAAUUUGGAUUUACCUCCAAAAAAAUUCAUUGGAAACAUGGAUCGAAAGUUGGUGAUGCAACGACAAAAUGCUUUACAAAGCUCUUUAAAUACAAUGGUUGAGAAUUUAAUGUUAGCAAAUUCAUUAUUGGUAAGAAGCUUUUUGGAUCCAGAAUCAUAUAGUGAAUAUUGUAAAGAAUCUUUAUUUCAAAAAGUUGGCAUGGUUCUUAGAGGUAAUCGAGAAUUUGAAUUAUCUAAAGAACUACCUAAUAUUGGAUGGCGCUUAAGAAGAAAAUCAUUUUUAUCUAAAUGGAAAAAAGAUCCAAAACAAGAACUGUUAUUGUCGUGGACUGAAUGUGGCCCUGACCUUUUACUUAAACAGUUGGAUUUAAUUACAGUACUAAAAUCUAUCUCUAGCAUAAUACAUCCACUUGUAGACAUUCCUGUGAUAUUGCCAAGCCCUGAAGGAUAUACAUUAUCAGUUCACAAUAUUCAAGUUGGCAGUUUGAGAGAUCUGCUCUAUCAAACCACACCUUUGCAACCUUUCUUAAAAAAAUAUUGGGAUACUUCAUCUCAUGUUUAUUUACCAGACCAGACUAUGGUAUCCUAUAUUAAACAGAUCUUAUAUGGAUUGAAAUUUUUACAUGAUAACCAUAUCCCAUAUGGUCAUUUGCAUUCUGGGAAUGUUUUAGUCUGUGAUAUUGAAAAUAUUAAACUAACUGGCAUUGAAAAUAGUACUUUAGGAUUACCUUCAUAUUAUCGUUCAUUUUUAGUACAACUUGGAAAAAAACGUAUACAAAGUUUAAAUGAUAUUGAUGUUUAUGGAUUUGGUCAUAUUUUAUAUGAAUUCACUGAAAAUGAACCUUUAUUAAGGCCUUUUUGUGAACAUUUUUCUCAAAAAACCUCAUUAAAUUUGACAAAACAAAUGAAAACUAUACUUGCACCUCCUUCAUCAAAGUUACUCAUGCCAACUGUGAAUUCAAUAAUAACAAAUUUAAAACAUGCACGAAUGAUUGAUGAACAAAAAGACCCAUCAUUUUUCAAAUGUAAAAUACCAGUUUUAGUAAAAGAACAUUAUAUUCUAAUCGCAGAAAAAUGUAUGUCUAGAAUUUUUGAGGAUCAAAAAAAAAUUGCAUUAGAAAAACGUCAUAAAAAAAUUUAUAAAAUCAUCCAUGACCCAGAAAAAUGUUCUGGAGUAACACAAUCAAAACAUUUUGAUUUUCAUUCAAUUAAAAGUAAUAGUUCACUUGACAUCAAUAAUAGAUCACAUAGCUCUAGUAGUAACAGUACAUUAACUUCUACUGGAUCUGAUAUACAAACUAAUAGUAUUGCUGUUAAUUCAUCAUCUUUAGUGUCCAACCCUCCACCACCGCCUCCACCACCACCACCAUCAACAACAACUAUCCCCAUUAUUUCAUCACAAUCAAAUAACCAGAGAAUGGCUUUGUUAUCUUCUAUUAGUUCAUUUGAUACUAAUAAACUAAAGAAAAUUGUGAAAUAAUAAAAUAAAAUCUUUUAGAUUAAUAUUAGAAAAAAUUUAUUUUGUGUUGUAUGUAUUUUAAAUUGUUCCUAAGGUGCUAUUGAUUGUUUUUUUUAAUAAAAACAUGAAAGAAAUUAUUAUUUUUGAUAUAAUUUAAAUUACUUAUAUCAAAAAUUGUCAUAACUUUUUGACUGUCAAAUUUAAAAUGUUGUUUAUUGUUAAAAUUGUACUAACAUUAUCUAUUAUCUAUUUAUAAUAUUACAAUUUCAGUAAGUUAAUCAAAGUUAUAUUUUUUUUACCGUUUUUCUUAAUAAAACAGAUUUAUAUAAUGUUGUUAUUAUUUUUUUUAUAGAAUUGACAUUAAAAAUUAAAAAAUAUUUUAUUGUUAUAUUUUUUAAGAACUCAAGAAAAUUAACUAUGUUUCAUUGUAUUUAAGUAAAACUUAAUAGUGCAUGACUAUUUAAAUUAGGAUGUUAUAUAACACUGUUAAUAUAAAAUUAUUAUUCUUUUUUUUUUUUUAAUUAUGUUAAUUAUUCUGCCAUAAAAAUAAAAUACCUAUUAUUGUUAUUAUUUAUUAUAUCAGUUAGCAAAAUUAUAUUUAAUUUGUUUGUUUGUUUGUUUUAAGUAACAAAUUAAAAAACCCCUUCAAUUUGGAACAAAAAUUAUUUGUUAUUACAUGUGAUAAAUAGAACAUGUGUAUACAUUACACGUUUUAUUAUCAAGCUUAUAAAGGAAUAUCUGAAAAUAUUUGUUCAUAUUUCAUUAUAUGUGUUAUAUUUAAUCCAUAAAUCUCAGUAUUAAAUAUUAUUUAUAAAAUAUUUGAAUCAAAAAUUAAAUGUACAAAAUAAAUUAGUAUCUAAAAAGGUUCUAAUAAGACUCAUUCAAACAAAAAAAAAAAAAAUGAAUUGUUUAAUUCUGUUCAUAUUUUCAUUAUACUUUUAUUAUUAUGUUUUAUAUUAUUAUUCAUUAUUUCAUUGUACCAAUUUCAUAUAAUUUUAUUAACCACUAUUUUACUAAAUAAUAUUAUAUCUUUAUGUAUUUAAAAAAACUAAUAAGUUAUUCGUUAUUUAAUUUAAUUUAUUUCAAAUGUUGUAAUAAAUAGGUUUUUGUUACAUUUAAAUGAAUUGUAUAUUUUGUUUUAAUUUUUAAUACCAAUAUUAUCUAAAUAAAUGUUGUAUCCAUGUUUUUA
Messenger RNA from Aphis gossypii (cotton aphid), 3197 nucleotides. Its product is annotated as PX domain-containing protein kinase-like protein. Gene Ontology annotation, molecular function: phosphatidylinositol binding. The transcript has 11 exons. Gene Ontology annotation, biological process: endosome to lysosome transport; early endosome to late endosome transport; protein targeting to lysosome. NCBI's taxonomy places the organism in Eukaryota, Metazoa, Arthropoda, Insecta, Hemiptera, Aphididae. Gene Ontology annotation, cellular component: late endosome; extrinsic component of endosome membrane; early endosome. Bases 332 to 2029 code for a protein of 565 amino acids. The record is from RefSeq and is a predicted model, not a curated record.